Daphnia carinata is the source of this 2235-nucleotide messenger RNA. Its product is annotated as proclotting enzyme-like. NCBI's taxonomy places the organism in Eukaryota, Metazoa, Arthropoda, Branchiopoda, Diplostraca, Daphniidae. The transcript has 8 exons. Gene Ontology annotation, biological process: proteolysis. Bases 70 to 1614 code for a protein of 514 amino acids. Gene Ontology annotation, molecular function: serine-type endopeptidase activity. The record is from RefSeq and is a predicted model, not a curated record.
GUGUUUUCAACCAAAACAUCAUCGAACAUCGAGAUUUCCAAUUGGUUAAUCGUUCUACCUCGUUCGAUCAUGAAAUUACAGUGUUCUUUUCUCCUUGUACUGGCUGCCACCACCGUCACUCUAGCGGCCGUGACAGAAACCAAUGGACGUUUUCAACGUGUGACCCAAUUGAUUGAAAGAGUCAAGAGACAAAGUGUCGAUGAAGAGGCAACUGUAACAAUCUCCAGCAACAUCACCGAGGAUGUCCAGCAGCAUCGCGACGGACGUGGAUUGGGAAGCACUCUUUUUCAGCUGGGCAAAUUGACGUUGACUCACUUGUUGCCUCUGGCCACUGGACAGGUGGCCCAGUCAAGCAAUUCCGGGGCAACAUCAGAGAAGAUCAGCUCUGGAAACAGCGUCGAUAUUGCCUUGCCCAGCAGUACAGACUCACCUAAAAUUCAGACGUCUUCAUCAUCUUCUUCUUCAUCGACACGGCCAUGCACAACACCAGAUGGGAGCAGAGGACAGUGUCGUGAUUUAGGCAGUUGCCCAGCUUUGCUGCUUCAGCUGGACAGCUUGCGCAAGUCGAUUUGUUUCCAGAGUCUCUUCGUUCCUGGUGUCUGCUGUCCCGAAUCCAAACCUGGCAACGCCCUCGUGACAAUCAUCAACCAAUUGGCAGGCGGCGGCAGUAACAAUAACAAUAGGGUUACAACCACAACAACCAAACGACCUACAACAAUCGAUUACAAUGCGCUCACCUCUCCAGUGACAUUUGCUCCGACCACGACUCGUCCGUUGGAAACGUUUGUUCAACACAACAGUCCAAUCAUCAACACAGGCUCGCAAUUUCAGGGCAUUCAAUCGAAAGGUCGUUGUGGUCAAGUGCAAGUCUCUUCCUUUCGAGUUGUUGGUGGUGAGUUGUCCCAACCGGGGGCUUGGCCUUGGAUGACGGCUAUUUAUCUGAAUGGCCCGAAAGGCACGGAAUUCUGGUGCGGUGGAACUCUCAUUAACGAACAGUUUAUCAUGACAGCCGCCCACUGUACCCUUGACGGUCGUCAAAAAAGAUUCCGGGCCUCGCAGUACACUGCACGAUUCGGCGAAUACAACCUUCGCGUGACAGAUCCUGGUGAGAGCGAGAUAUUUCAAAUCAGCGAAAUCCGGAUUCAUCCGCAAUUCACCGGCACGGGUUUCUACAACGAUUUGGCGCUCUUCAAACUGGAACGACCCGUCAGUUUCUCUGAUUACAUCCAACCGAUCUGCCUGCCUUCCAAUUCGCAGCGGAGCGAGAGUUUUAUUGGGCAGGUACCCACCAUCGUCGGAUGGGGAACAACGUACUACGGCGGCAGAGAAAGCACGUUGCUGCGGGAAGUACAAUUGCCCGUCUGGCGCAACGAUGACUGCGACCGAGCUUACUUGCAACCCAUCACCGAAGUCUUUAUUUGUGCUGGAUACGCUGAUGGCGGUAAAGAUGCCUGCCAGGGUGAUUCCGGUGGGCCGUUGAUGUUGCAGAAUGGAGGUACCUGGACUCAGGUUGGUAUUGUGUCAUUCGGCAAUAAGUGCGCAGAGCCUGGUUUUCCAGGCGUUUACACUCGCAUCACCCACUUUCUCGACUGGAUCAACGCUAAUGCUGUUUGAACCAUUGUAACUCAAUCAACCCACUGGUCUGGAGCCACGAAGAACGAAAAAAAAAAAUGUUUUUUCUUUUAAUUUGUUAUUUUGCUAAUUUUAAUUACUUCAAAAAAAAAUUCAAGGUCUUUGACAGUAAGAACAAAAAUAUUCUUUAGAAUUCUUUCGCAAAAAUUUCGCCAAGCGUGCCUAUCGAAAUGCAAUCACGCUCGGUCACGAUGCACGAAUUUUGGGAGCCGAGACAAAUUGUGUUUUAAAAAGAAAUUCUGCUGCGCAGAUUAAUAAUUCCUUCCCAAUUUUUUAAAUAUAAAAAUAUGUAUUGUGCCUUUAUGAAAUGACCAAAAUUGGUUAAAAAAAAAAAAAUUUGACUUUAUAUGGCUAACCGGUGUGUUGUACCCACCCCCCCAAUCGUUCGCGCAUAUUCCCCUUCCGUCUCACGCCCUUAAUUCCCUUACGACUCCCACACGGACGAAGAAAUCACGACGCCCUAUAUGUAGUUAUAUUUUAAUUUUUCAAAAUUAGACAACGAAAACAAGAAAAGAGAAAAAAAAACGUGUGCGUUUUUCAAGUGAAAUCAAACGAAACACAUUUUUCACUUAUUUAUUCCGAAAUAAAUAUAUGUGUCCCACA